Messenger RNA from Acanthaster planci (crown-of-thorns starfish), 8602 nucleotides. Its product is annotated as cadherin-23-like. Gene Ontology annotation, cellular component: plasma membrane; cell-cell junction. Lineage: Eukaryota; Metazoa; Echinodermata; Asteroidea; Valvatida; Acanthasteridae. The record is from RefSeq and is a predicted model, not a curated record. Gene Ontology annotation, biological process: homophilic cell-cell adhesion. Gene Ontology annotation, molecular function: calcium ion binding.
ACGAACAGUCGGUACCCAGCACUGAUAAUCAAACGGUCAAAGUACGGUUUGUACGAUUGGGUGUGUUAUACUUCAGUUUCAUAGCAGUUUCAUUGGCCCUUGGACCCUACCGGAUAACGUCAAGUAGUUUCUGCAAAAAUAUGCAAUCGUCAGAUUUUUGUACGUCAAAAUUCAUAUGACUUCACAGGUUUUGCUGACUGUUAUUACAGUGCGUAUACAUUUCUUAUCAUAGUGAACACAUCCUGGAUUUAUUAAUUGCUUGCGAAAGGAUUAGUUCUACUCCAUAGCAGAGCGGGAGAAGUAAUAUUGCUGUCUUCAUAUACUGAGAAUAUGACGCGUAUGUGGUGGGCACAGUUCUUUGUACUAGUGCAACUUACACAGCUUGUGACUACCCGUCCACCGGAGUUCCGAUGUCAAGACGAUUUUGACGGUAUUGGUCCCAAUUGCGAUGGCACUUAUGAGUAUCGCGAUAUGAACAAAUUUCAGAUAGAGGAAACAACUGAAGUGAAUAAAUUACUCUAUACUCUAGAGGCUUUUGACCCUGAUGGUACGGCAGUCAGUUACGACAUUGUUUCAUACACUGCGGAUACGAAUCCAUACGAAGAAGAUGGUUUCGGUUACAUCAAUGUUGAUCGAACAACAGGAAACGUAUCGACAAAAGCCGAAAUUGAUUAUGAGGCUGUGCAUCUUUUAUGGAUUAGAUGGAAACUGACAGAUAGUACCAGUGAAGAGACCUUGAAAUCGGUAUCUGUAUUCGUGAAAGACGUCAAUGACAAUGAUCCAAAAUUCACAUCGGAAAGAUAUCAGCUACAGGAAGCCGUCAAAGAGGGAUCCAUGACAUCGAAUGAUGUCAUCUUUACAGUCAGUGCGAGCGAUGAUGAUUCAGAGGAAACAAUUCGCUAUGACAUUAUUGAGGAUCAUCAAGACUGGCCGUGCAAUGGCGACUUAUUUGAAAUUGAUGCAAUCAGUGGCAAUAUCACUCUCAAGGUGAACACAUCACUGGAUUUUGAGAUCAACACACAGUACACAAUCUGUGUCCGUGCUAGUGACUCUGGGAAGCCAUCUGGUGAGCCACGGUAUGACUAUGCCCAGGUCAUUGUCUAUGUUCAAGAUGAACAAGACACAGCACCAUUCUUUACCAUAACUAAUUAUGACCGUGAGAUCACUGAAGAUGAGCCUCUGGGUUUUGGAGUUAUAAGAGUGACGGCAAGAGAUGGAGACAGGGGUGUCUUUACACCCAAUGUAAUUGAAUACAGCUUAGUGGGAGGAGAUGACAAGUUUGAAAUUAACAAUGGCACAGGCCAGAUAACCAUUAAAGCAAUGUUGGAUCGAGAAACAAAGUCAUCACAUAUUGUCACAGUAACGGCCCAGGAAAUUCGAGCAGAUGGUACACCAGAAGUACAGCCGAGUUCUGCAGAAGUCAAUAUUACCUUCCAAGUAGGUGACAUAGACGAUGAAAAUGCAACCUUCUCCUCCCGGGCAGAAAGGACAUCACUUCCAGAGAACUCACUCCAAGGAAGCUUUGUGCCUCUGAAUGAACUCUCUGUCUCUGACACUGACCAGGCACCAAAUAAUGAGUUUAAAUUACUUCUUGGAGGAGCCGAUAAAGAUACCUUCAGGAUUCAAAAUGAAAACGUAAGAGGUGAAGCCACUGUUGAUGUGCGAGUCAAAAACAACACACUUCUAGACUUUGAGAGAAGGCAGUACCUUGAUUUUGAGAUUUAUGCAACGAAUGGAGAUGGGGUUGUGUAUGAUGUUGCCCGUGUCCUUGUAAACAUCACAGAUCAAAACGAUGAAACACCAACAUUCAGUCAGCAGCAGUACAGCUUUGAAGUUCAGGAGAACUCACGAGGAGUCUUUGUUGGUGAUGUCAAUGCAACGGAUGCAGACUCAGAACCCUUCAGUCAAGUUACUUAUCAACUCUUCGGCCUGGGAGACAAUCCCCAAUUUGCAAUGGACCGCAUGACAGGAGAGAUAACAACCAGGCCAGAUUCAUCUUUAGAUUUUGAGGGACAGAAGGUGUAUUUUUUCACCUGUGUCGCAACGGACGGUGAACGCAGUGGGACUGCCACAGUACAGAUUGAACUGACAGACCAGAAUGACAAUGCACCAGCAUUCAGCUCUGAGACAUAUACUGCACAAGUUGAUGAAAACACCAUACCAGAGAGCUCUCUGCUAUCAGUUUCGGCCACUGACCGUGAUCGAGACAACCAGGUUUCCUUCAGCUUGUUCAAUGAUUCCUACUCGGAGAGGUUCGAGAUUUCCAGUGCUGGAGAGCUCAAAUUACUUCAGAAAUUAGACUUUGAAGAAGAUGGACCGACAAUCAAGUUGAUUGUUGUUGCUACAGACAGUGGGAGUCCACCACAGUCAGCUAAUGCAACAGUUAUUGUUAGAAUUCAAGACAUGAAUGAUCAAUCUCCGAUCUUCACAGAGAAAGUCUAUGAUGGCAAUGUGUCAGAAGAUGCAACAAGAGGAACGUUGGUCCUCAAAGUGAGUGCCACAGACGAUGACCAGGAAAACACUGUGAACUCUCGUAUCGACUACUUCUUUGUCGAUAGUGUCUCUGACUUCCGCCUUAGCAUCGCUACAGGGGAGGUCACUGUGAACUCGGACAACUUGGAUCGGGACAUACAGGGGAAUUAUUCUUUAGAAGUAAUUGCCAUUGACCGAGGUGAACCUGCCAGAAAUGGCACUUGUUAUGUUAACAUUACUUUGACUGAUGUCAACAACAAGCCUCCUAUCUUCAAAGACCAAGCCCCAACAGCCGAGAUAUAUGAAAAUGCUACGGUGAACUCACCAGUUACCAUAGUUACAGCAGUUGAUCCAGAUAAAACAGCAUAUCUGUCAUAUACCAUUAUCAGUGUAGCAGCUUUGGAUGAAGAUGGAAACGAUGUCUCGGGAAGCUUUGGAGAAAAUUUUUGGAUCGACAACAAAACAGGAGAAGUGUUCACAGGCGACACUUUAAAUCGAGAAGUAGUAGCCACAUUUGAUAUUAAAAUAACUGUGGAGGAUUUGAAUGGACAGCAGGGUACAGAUCAGGAAAACCAAGUAACACUGAUAGUCAACAUUUUGGAUAUCAACGACAAUGCCCCAGAAUUUAGUGAAACAAACUAUCAGUUUACAGUGACAGAAAACACGGCUGUAGACACUGUCAUAUCAACUAGCAUUGGGGCAACGGAUAAGGACCAAGGUGACAAUGCUGUGAUCAGAUUCAGACUUGCAGAUGAUGUUGAUUCACUGAUGAAGAUUGACUCAACUUCAGGAACUCUCUCUGUCAAUGGAACAUUUGACCGGGAAAAAUAUCCAAACUACACUGCCUUGGUGGUGGCAUUUGACAAAGGUUACCCAGAACUUUCAAGCGAUGCAACUAUUGUGAUUAUCAUCAAUGAUAUCAACGACAACGACCCAGAGUUUAACACAAGUAUGAACUACGAGGCUGAAAUUCCUGAGAACUUCAAAAACCAGACAACCAUUCUCCAGGCUAUUGCUACCGAUGCCGAUGGAAGUGAGAAAUUUGGCAGUGUAACAUAUGAAAUCAGCGCCGGAAAUCCAGAUGACAUAUUCUGUGUUGAUGAAUUUGAGGGUGAUGUGAUGAUUUGUUACGACAAAGAACUUGAUCGAGAGGAGGAGGAAAUAUAUAGGCUGACUGUUUCUGCCAGCGAUGGAGAAAGAAUAGCAAAUAAACAGGUGACAAUCAAAGUCCUGGACAUUAAUGAUAACCCACCUGAGUUCACCUCUCAGCCUGGUAAGUUAUUUCUUCAAGAAAGUGUUGAUGUUGGACAGUUAGUGACAACCCUCACUGCCACAGACGUGGAUGAACCAAACACCAACAACAGUAAAGUGGUCUAUGACAUCUCUGCAGGAAAUAGCCGCGGACUUUUCGAAAUCACCACAGAAAGAGGUGGAGGAGUAAUUCGUACAGCUGCAAGCCUUAGCAAUGAAGUUGGUGUUUACAACUUGCAUGUGGUUGCCAUGGAUGCAGGGAUGCCACCUCUGAAAUCAGAACCCUUAUUUCUGGCAAUUGAAGUCACAGAUGUAAAUGACGACACACCAGAAAUAAUAUUCCCCAGAGAUCUUGAUGUUUUCUACAUUCUUGAGAAUUACACAGGAUUUGUGUUGAAUGUUACUGCAAAAGACACAGAUUCCGGACCUAAUGGAGACGUCUUUUUCAGGUUUAUUGAUUCUGUUGGUGAGAACGGCCUGGAUAGCAAAUACUUUGAUAUGAUCCAGGUGGAUAACUACACAGUUGCAAUAAACAUUCAUACUGUAACUGACCGAGAAACCAAGGAGAUAUAUGAACUGAAGGUCGAAGUGAAAGACAGAGGCCCAUUUCCACUUGCAUCCCAAAUCUCCUUCACAGUCCAAGUCAACGACACAGAUGACAAUGAACCACUCUUCUGGACCGAUCCAUCCAAUAAACCAGCGGCGGAAUUUAGUGUUUUGGAGAAUGAUGGCUCUGCAGUAAUUGGCUCUGUAGAUUUCGCUGCUGACGCUGAUGAACCUCAAAAUUGGCAUAUCUACUAUUUCAUCGUUGAUGGAAACAGUGAAGAACAAGCCAAGGAGUCAUUCAAACUCGACAAGACUUCUGGAGAGCUCUCCCUGCAGAAACCACUAGACCGUGAACAAAACCAAACUCAUAUGCUGGUUGUCAAGGUGACAAGUGAUGAGGAUUUCAUUCCAGUAGCUCCAAUUCCAUACAAUGAAGACGACAACACCUUACUGCCUGUUACUGUUACAGUUAAGGAUGAAAAUGACAAUGGCCCUGCUUUCUAUGUUGAAGACAAACUUUACACCGGAGGUGUGAAGUAUAAUGCUGAGUUUGAAAGCGAGGUCAUCAAAGUGGAAGCUAUAGACAGUGAUGUUGGUGAAUAUGCUAUUGUGGUAUACAAAAUUACAGAACAAAAAUACACAAGCACAGAUGGGGUUGUACGAGAAGACAACGCCUUUGCCAUCAUUGAAAGAACAGGCUCUGUGAUCACCAAUAGGGUCUUUGAAAAAGGCGAUGCUGGGUACUUCACUAUCAGGGUAGAGGCUAGUGACAGCAAAAACGAUGCAUUCAAAGACGAAGCAACAGUUUCGAUCUACAUCUACAGUGAAGAACAACAAGUUGAAAUGACAAUCUUCAAAUCCACUGAUGAGGUCCGAGGGUACGAAGAAAGAUUUAAAGAUGUCAUUGAGGAAAUCAUCUUGAAGUAUGGUGUCCUUAAUUCCAAUCCUUCAGUCAAGAGGGCAACCAGUGCCAUCACUCCCGCUGUUGUCAUUGAUGAUAUCCAAAUCUUGGUGGUUGAUGAUGCGCCUAAGCCAGGAUGGAGCAUCAUGAGAUUCCAUGUCACCAACAAAGCAGAUAACACCAUCAUAGCACCAAGUGUCAUUGUAAAAGCCAUAGAUGAUGCAUAUGACUACACGGAGAUUAUUCGCACUGAAUUUGGCGUGGAGGAUGUAGUAAUUGCAAUUCCUCCCACUGAGCCGCCACCAGACUUGACUUGGAUCCAGUGGCUGCUGGUUGGUAUCCUGUGUGCUGUUGUGGUGUUUGCUGUUGGACUUGUGGCUACCAUCUGUAUCAUGCGCUCUGGCUACAGGAGAAAGCUUCGUGCAGCAACAGCAGGCACCUAUGAGCGGAUUAUUCCUUCCUCCAAUGCAAACCAUGCACCCAACACCAACCAGUUUACAGAGCCUGGGUCCAAUCCACUGUUUAACAAAAAGCUUAGUGAUGAGUUUGAGAACAGAUAUGUAGAGACCCCAGAGGAUGCUGAAGAAGCAGCGGAAGACAAGAAGAAAGAAAAGAUGAGCAAUGGACAUGCCAAGCAGAUAGCUGAUGAUUCCAUUUCCAACAGCGAGGACCAGGAAAUAGUUGUGGAUAUGUUUGAUGACUCUGCCGACUAUGAGGAGGUUCCAGACAAUGAAACAGGUGACAAGCUUCUCAUGGAGGUACUCGCCGACUACGAUAAGGAAAAAAAAGGCCAAGUCAAUCUGGCAGGGUUUGCUGAGCUGACAAUCACAGAAAUCUAAGAGAGUAAGUAUUGCAGAAUGAAACCAGUCACAAGCAAUAAAUAUAACCUCAGACAUUUCAGCGUAUGAGUUUAGACUAAACAAACGUUUUUCUCUUUCUACACUGGAAGAUAUUGCUGAUGUAAUAUUUUUAAUGACAGGCCUCUGAUUACCAGUCUAGCUGCAUUGCUAUUUUAUCAGAUGUUUUGAAUAACACGCAUGAGGUGCCUGUAAACUGUAUUGACAUGUUUUUACUUUUAGGAAACUUAAUCCCUGAGUUUUUCACCAGAAGAUAUUGACUAUUUUUGAGUCUUUAAUUUUUAAGGUACUACUAAUGUGAUUUUUCAGGCAACACUUUGAAUAUUCCAUUUGAUUGUAGCUGAAAACUUUAAUGCAAAACCUGUUUGAAAGAAUUUAAUCUGAGACUUGCAGAAGGUAAUUAUUAUUUCAGUUAAUAUGACAAGACUGUCAAAGGAACAGCCAUUUAUUGCUUCUGUCACCCAAAAUAUGUGAUGGAAAACAGUAGGGUACACAGCUAGCAGUGUAGAAUAUAAGGUGCCAAGUAAUAUUUGUGUACUCUAUUGCUUUACGUGCAUGCACAUGCACUUACUGUUACUUUAUAAAUACUCAGAGUGUAUCUUUGUAAAAGACAUAAGAAAAUUCUAGACACAGGUAGAGUUGUUGCAAUUUAAAGGCACAAUCAGCAUUAAAGUUACUGCUCAUUACAAAUUAAUGAUUUGUAUACAUGAAGUCUGGUAGAUCUUCCUUCAAAUAUUUCGAUUGUGAAUAGGAUUCAAAGUAAUCAAAGUAUGAAAUUAAAAGGUUACAAGCAGCAAACUAUCAGAAAAUCCCAUGAGAAUCUAUUGCAUAUCCUAGCCCACAGAAAGCCAUAUUAUGCCAUAUAGCAUUAUGAUUCUAUGCUACAGAAAUGUAUAGCACCAUAGAUUUCCGUGGCAUUUAGAUCCCACAGCUAUGGUGCAAACGUGUACAGAACACACCAAUUGUGCCUUCUAAUCCAAUCACUGUAGUAUUACUAAAUGUCUUGGAAAAUACUUAUGAAACAAUUUUAGUCAAGGAUAUUAUUUAAAGUGCAGUUGCAUACGUUUCUGGUAACAGGUUUUGAGGCUUACAUGUAUAUUAUGAAAAUCCAUUUUCGUGUAUAUACAUAUUUUAAGCAAUGCCAGCUUUUUUUUAAAAGUGCAUGUAUUUGAAAGUGCCAUAUUGAUACCUACCGAAUGUGAACGUCAGUGUGCAUGUAUUACCUUUGUUUAAAACAUUUGUUGUGGAUGACUUCAUCAGACAUACAUGUAUUUGAAAAGAGCAAUUAUAUUUGCUUUGAACAUGUUAUAGAUGCAUAAAAAUUAUGAAGUGUAAAAGAUUUACAUAUGCAGCAUGGAAUUGGAAUAGUAGUGUUCACAUGCACAGGUCUUGGCAAAUAACUAUGUUUGGAAGAUUAUCUUUAACUUUCUUUACGUUGUUGUUCUUUAUAACAGUUUUGUAUUACCAAAGUAAUCCAGCUAAAGCAGCUUUAAAUCACUAAAUAACAUGAUUCCUGAAGGCUUUUAUUGGAUUCUUACAGAGUAUGUUCCAAAAUUAAUUUAAUGCAGGAUUUUGAUUUAUGCAGCGCAACAAAACAUGUACUCAGUGUGUUUGAAACUUUAUUUUGGUAGAAAAUAUGCAAAAUUUUUAACAGAAAGUUAAACUGUUUAGUUCCAUGACUUAAAGUUGAUGCAAAAAAUCUUGCAGAUAUAUUUGACUGAAUGUCAAACGUGGGGAUUAUGUGGUAAAAACCUAGAUACCAAACAAAUUUGGAACCAGGUCAAUGCCUAACCUGCCUAAAACAGAGCAGUAAUUUGUUGAGUUUUCUUUUGGCUUUGGUAUACAAAUAUUUUAAGGGGUAUGCCACUGCCUUUCUUUUUUGUGUUGUUGGUAAGGAAUUAAUACAGUCAGUAGCGCAUGAAAUAACGAUGUUGUGUUUACUCACCAAUUUGAGUUUAACAAGUUGGACUUUAUCCCACAAGGACAUUCAUGCAAUUGGUUGUGAACAUUGUUUAAUCCUCAAAUUUAAGGCAGUUCCAUUGAAAUAAUUGAAUCUUGAGUAUAAAGACACUGCUGAUGAUUUUAGGUUUACUGGAGCCGUGCGUUGAUACAGGUUCUGAUAUUGGCUCACAUGUUAUUCUUGUAAGAUCCGGCUUAACACUUUCAGGUGUGGAAAUAAUUAUUACCAUUGAUGUAACUGUUAUAUAUCUAUAAAGCAAAAACAUUGAGAAAUUCAUUACUGUACAAAAAAUUGGACUUUGCACGGUUGGACAUUCCACGAGUAUUCAGGAUUGCAAAGUUCAACUCUUUGUGAGAUGGCCGAGUGCCAGUGGUGUAGCCAAGAUGAACUAGAUUAUUUCAUUCUUUCUUCAUUCAAGAAAUUAAAUUGAAAUAACCUGAAUAAAUAAUUACUUUUUUCCUCUCUGCAUAUAUCAUGAAUAUAUCAUAAAUAUCCUCCAUAUUUCAUCAUCACAGAGGCUGUAGCAAAAGAAACAUUUGUACUUUACCAGCAACUGUUUCGAUUGGGAUUUUCCUUGAAUAAAAGGGGCCAUAAUGUUUCGGUUUUUUGUGCCUA